Messenger RNA from Gymnogyps californianus (California condor), 1689 nucleotides. It is a transcript of the gene GBX2, whose product is annotated as gastrulation brain homeobox 2. The record is from RefSeq and is a predicted model, not a curated record. Lineage: Eukaryota; Metazoa; Chordata; Aves; Accipitriformes; Cathartidae. Gene Ontology annotation, cellular component: nucleus. Gene Ontology annotation, molecular function: DNA-binding transcription factor activity, RNA polymerase II-specific; RNA polymerase II transcription regulatory region sequence-specific DNA binding. Gene Ontology annotation, biological process: regulation of transcription by RNA polymerase II; regulation of nervous system development.
AUGAGCGCGGCUUUCCAGCCCUCGCUGAUGAUGAUGCAGCGCCCGCUGGGAAGCAGCACGGCCUUCAGCAUCGACUCGCUCAUCGGCAGCCCCCCGCCGCCCGCCCCCGGCCACUUCGUCUACACCGGCUACCCCAUGUUCAUGCCCUACCGACCCGUCGUACUCCCGCCGCCCCCCCCGCCGCCCCCGGCGCUCCCGCAGGGCGCCCUGCAACCGGCGCUGCCCCCGCAUCCCCACCACCACCAGCUCCCCAGCCUGCCCACCGGUUUCUGCUCCAGCCUGGCUCAGGGCAUGGCCCUCACCUCCACCCUCAUGGCCACGCUGCCCGGUACCUUCCCCGCCUCCCCCCAGCACCAGGAGGCCGCCAGGAAGUUCGCACCCCCGGGUAACUUCGAUAAAGCCGAGGGGAUACCCCCGGACGGCGGCGGCGACGAUGGCAAAGCCUUCCUGGGGAAGGACGGAGCCCUCCUGCCCUUCCCCGCCGCCGACGCCGUCCAGGCCUCCCUCGCCGGGGCUCUGCGAGGCCAGGGGAAGGAGGACCCCAAAGCAGAAGAGGACGCGAAAGGCAAGGAGGAAAGUUUCUCCAUGGACAGCGAUCUAGACUAUAGCUCGGACGACAACAUCCCCGGCCAGGCGGCUCACAAGGAAGAGGACUCUGGCAACCCGCUGGAGGAAAACCCCCAAAACCCCCCCAAUUCCACCAACACCACAUCCACGGGCAAAAACCGGCGGAGGCGAACAGCCUUCACCAGCGAGCAGCUGCUGGAGCUGGAGAAGGAAUUUCACUGCAAAAAGUACCUGUCCCUGACGGAGAGGUCCCAGAUCGCUCACGCCCUCAAACUCAGCGAGGUGCAGGUGAAAAUCUGGUUCCAGAACAGACGGGCUAAAUGGAAACGGGUCAAGGCGGGCAACGCCAACUCCAAGACAGGGGAGCCCUCCCGAAACCCUAAGAUCGUGGUACCCAUCCCGGUGCACGUCAGCAGGUUUGCGAUCAGGAGUCAGCAUCAGCAGCUGGAGCAAGCCCGACCCUGAUCUCUCCCUACGCUCAGAACCACAAGUUUUUGAGGGGAAAAGUUUCCAAAUCGGGGUUUAAAAGCAACCCACCCGGGGGAAGGGAAAAGAAAAAAAGAAAAAAAAAAAAAAAAGAAGCAAAAAAGAACCCGAAAGCAAACAACAGCCAACAAGAAAAAAAUCCCACGCGAGCGCACGGCAAAUCCCCGCCACGAGCGAACUUUAAAGCGAAACUUUCCGCUUACCGAGUGAAGCGAGAGUCUGCGAAGGAAAGAGGCUUGGAAACUGUUUUGGUUCGGAGCAGGAAUAUCAAACCCUGGAAGAGACACACAGAUAUUUAUUAUUACGCUGCCCCGCUUUGUACAUACUCGUGCUGUCUUGGCUGCGAUGGGGACCACAGAUGCGGUAUGGUGUCGGCGCCGGGUCCAGCAGCGAUUUGCCCCUUGUCCCCGUCCCCCCCCCUUCACCGGCAGAGACAUCCCCAGCGAAACCCGCAGCGCGCCUUUAGCCAUCUUUUGGGUUUUGUUUCUGAUCGGGGGCGAAAGGUAAAAAGACGAGAGAACAAAAAACGAAAGAAAACUAAGAGUUGCAUUUCUUGCCUUUUUUUUAUUGUUUGAUUUUAUUUCCGAUGGCUGAGUGGCAGGCACUGGGGGACGAUUUUUUUAAAUAUAUUUUUUG